AGGUAAUUAAACCGGUUGUUAUUUCUGCCUAAAUUGGAUUGUGAAGGUUUAAUUUCCGAGCAAACACUGAAUGCAGCAGCAUUUCGCCGGUUGCCGACUCCAGCAGAAACUCAUCCAACCACCUCCUGAGUGCAGGUUAAAACACAAUAUUUAACGAGGAACAAUGGACGUGUCCCAUGAAAUAAAACUGCUUGUGGAGGAGAUUCACCGACUUGGCAGUAAAAACGGCAGUGGUCAGACUAGCGUUAAGUUUGGGGUUUUAUUUAACGAUGACCGAUGCGCUAACAUCUUCGAGGCCUUGGUGGGCACCCUGAAGGCAGCCAAGAAGAGGAAGAUCAUCGACUUCCAGAGCGAGCUGCUUCUGCAGGGCGUCCACGACAAUGUUGAAAUCAUCCUGCUGUAAGAAUGAGACCAAAGUUUGGAUCCGGACACACUUUAGGAGCUGUGGGUCCGGCCGAAUCCUUCCUAACACGAAGCUCCUGCUGUGCACUUGCAUCUACUUUCAUUGUCAUCCUCCUCCUCUUUUAUUUUUUUUACAGACCUGCUAUUUUGAGUGAUGCACAAUAACCAAUCAGAUCAGACAGAAAGCUUACAGACCUAAAUGUGCCAGUUUUUUUAAAUUAAUCGUUUGUUUGGGGGCUCAGCAACUACAAAAGUUCAUUUCACACUGAAACAUUUUCUGAAAAGCACAAAAGUCUGCAUCAGAUGAACCCAGACUGUGUAGACUUGAAGCUUCCGGCCCCGUUAGCAUUACAUCGUGAAGUCUUUGAGGUUUUUGUGAAUGAAGGAGUUAAUUCUCCAAAUAAAUUAAAGCAGACAUGAAUUUUCUAUCACAACCAGCCUCCUUUGGAAUAUUUACUUUUGUAGUUUCUUAUUUCUGAUGAGUGAAGAGAGCUUAAAAUCACGUCGAGGAGCGGUUAUUUUUCCUUCUCAGAUGCUGCCAUUUUAUCAGCCGCAGGUAUCGUCAUCCUCCGGUGCUGACAUCACGAUUCCACAAAGCUAGUAUGCAAAACUUUGGUUUUUUUUUUUGUUUUGUUUUGUUUGUGUUUUGGGAACAGUGUGGAUCAAACCCAAAUGCCUUUCAUAAUCGUUUCAGUGUUUGUGAAAGUGUUGCACAAGACCUUUAGCGUAGUUAAUUGGAGCUCUCUGAGUUUAUUAUCACUGGGCAAAGUCUGAUUUCCCUUUAGAGAUAGUUAUCAUUGCAUAAAUCUAAAUAUCAGGGAUUGUGGUGGGUGUUUUUGUUUAGAAAUACUAGUAAAUCUGGUAGGAAUGGUGGUUUUCAGCUGAUCUACUGUUUACACGAUCCACGUCUUCUACCGCUUGUGGACUUUUGAUAAGAUUUUAACAGAACUUCUGGAAAUGUAAAAAAAAUGCUCCUUUUUUAGAUGUUAUGACUAGAAAAACCAGGUGCUGCUUUUUCUUCCAUCACAAGAACAAAAAGUUGCUUUGUUUUCCAGUUUUUUAUAAACUCCAAAAUCUGCUCUCUCGUGUGCAACAAGAACCAGUGACAAAAUGUUGAAUGUAUUACUUAAGCUUUUUUGGCUCUACAUUAAUAUUUUGAUUGGUGAAAAAUGAUUAGAGUAAUGUCAUUCUCAGGACCAAAUCAACAACCAAAUUUUGUUUUCUGAAUAAAAACAAGAGUGAGGAAGUUGCUGUUUUGCGUCCCCGUGUGUUGAGUGUCCUGCUGUUGCUUUCAAGUGAAUUUUUAAACAUGAACUAUGAUCUGGAUGGUGCUGAAACCUCCAACUAUUUCUAUGAUCUACUGGGAGGUUUGAAUAGUACAUUCUAGUGCAUCAUUACUGUAUUUUGCAUUGGCAAUAACACAUUAAAGGAGCAGGUGGUUGGUUUGCUCUAAAAUAUUUGGAGAAAUAAAAUCUUUGCACACAAAUUAAA
This is a messenger RNA of Nothobranchius furzeri (turquoise killifish), 1893 nucleotides long. It is a transcript of the gene abracl, whose product is annotated as ABRA C-terminal like. Gene Ontology annotation, biological process: regulation of actin filament-based process. Lineage: Eukaryota; Metazoa; Chordata; Actinopteri; Cyprinodontiformes; Nothobranchiidae. The record is from RefSeq and is a predicted model, not a curated record.